Castor canadensis (American beaver) is the source of this 1456-nucleotide messenger RNA. RefSeq names its product peroxisomal biogenesis factor 7 (gene Pex7). Lineage: Eukaryota; Metazoa; Chordata; Mammalia; Rodentia; Castoridae. Gene Ontology annotation, cellular component: peroxisomal matrix; cytosol. Gene Ontology annotation, molecular function: protein binding. The record is from RefSeq and is a predicted model, not a curated record. Gene Ontology annotation, biological process: protein import into peroxisome matrix.
UCUGUCAGUGAGUCGCCACCGUCCUCCUCCUGGGGACUACCUGGCCUCCCGGGCGGCGAGGCCGAAGGCGGUGGGCUGGAUGAAUGCGGCGCGGACGCUGCGCGUUCCGGGCCGCCACGGCUACGCCGCGGAGUUCUCCCCGUACCUGGCGGGCCGCCUGGCCUGCGCCGCGGCGCAGCACUACGGCAUAGCGGGUUGUGGAACCCUGCUAAUAUUGGAUCAAAACGAAUCAGGGCUUGGGAUUUUUAGAAGCUUUGACUGGAACGAUGGUUUGUUUGACGUGACCUGGAGUGAGAACAACGAACAUGUCCUUGUCACCUGUAGUGGUGAUGGCUCAUUGCAGCUCUGGGACACAGCCAAAGCCACAGGACCACUACAGGUCUAUAAAGAACACUCUCAGGAGGUGUAUAGUGUUGAUUGGAGCCAAACCAGAGGUGAACAGCUGGUGGUGUCUGGCUCUUGGGAUCGAACUGUUAAAGUGUGGGACCCAACUGUGGGAAAGUCUCUGUGUACCUUUAGAGGCCAUGAAAGUGUCAUUUAUAGCACAAUAUGGUCUCCACACAUCCCUGGUUGUUUUGCUUCGGCCUCAGGUGAUCAGACUCUGAGAAUCUGGGAUAGGAGAGCAGCAGGUGUCAGAAUAGUGGUUCCAGCACACCAGGCAGAGAUUUUGAGCUGUGACUGGUGUAAAUACAAUGAGAACUUGCUGGUGACAGGAGCAGUUGAUUGUAGUUUGAGAGGCUGGGAUUUAAGGAAUGUACGACAACCAGUGUUUGAACUUCUUGGUCAUACCUAUGCCAUUAGGAGGGUGAAAUUUUCACCAUUUCAUGCUUCAGUGCUGGCUUCCUGCUCCUAUGAUUUUACUGUGAGCACUGGGGACUUGGCUAUGCUGAAUAAAUAUUUCCAAAUAUUCUGGAACUUUUCAAAGCCUGACCCUCUUCUUGAUACAGUGGAGCAUCACACAGAGUUUACUUGCGGUUUAGAUUUAAGUCUUCAGAGCCCCACUCAGGUAGCUGACUGUUCUUGGGAUGAAACGAUAAAGAUAUAUGAUCCUGCAUGUCUUGCUGUUCCUGCUUGAAAUGCAUAGUUCUGCUCAGAAACAAGGAUGUUAGUUGAAGAACUACUUACCAGCAAAUAAAUCAACUAUUGAAAACAUAGACAUACAUUUAUGUGCUGUUCAAACUUACCCUGGCAUCAGUUUUGAGGCAGCUAGUAAAUACUUUGGCUCACUCUGUAAACCUAAUACCUCUUAAAAUAAGCCAUAGCUCUUAAAAUGCUAAGGAAUCAUUGAUGUUAAGGUAUAUUUUGUAAUAUUUGGAAAAAUGUAAUCUCUAUUGUAAAAUGGAUUAAAAUAUGGGAGAUAUAUAGAUUAUAUGGAUAGUGAUAUGUUUCAUUUUUAAUUUUUCAUUUUUGAUGUAAAAUAUAAUCACUGCUGUUGAUAUAAAUCAAAAUAAACUUC